AUGAUGGGAGAUUACUUUUCGGACGUCAGUAUUGACGACACUGACAUCAAUGAAGACACUUCGAAUAUUUGGGAUAUUUCAAACAUUUCUAUACCUGAUUCGCCAGACGAAAGGACCUUCAGUGUAAUUCCAAAGACCCGAUCACCUAUCUCUGGAAGAUCAAACACUGGAGAAGAAAAGGAUGGAAAUUUGAAAACGACCCCUAUAUUGAAGUACUACAAAAUACUUGGACCUCCGCGGAUUUCAGCUGGCCAAAGAAAAUUCGACAUAGGAAUCCACGUUACAGAUAAUGGUUAUUCAGAUAAUGACGCGUCCACCAGAGUUGAACCGGUUCAGCAGAACGAACCCUUUUCUCCAUCAUCUGCAAAGACUCGUCAAACUUCGCAGAAAAAUUUGAGAAGAAUACUCACACAAGAAGUACUUUCUGAAUUUGACAAGAUCCCGGAGGAAGAGGAAUGCACACCGAAUGAGAGCGUGACCCAUGUGCCCAUUAUCAGUACGCCUACAAAAGACUUAAGCGACACACUGACAUCGUUUAAGGGUAUCAGGUUACUUGGUAUGUCCAUAGAGUGA
Ylistrum balloti is the source of this 573-nucleotide messenger RNA. RefSeq lists its product as uncharacterized. The record is from RefSeq and is a predicted model, not a curated record. The transcript is spliced from 4 exons. Lineage: Eukaryota; Metazoa; Mollusca; Bivalvia; Pectinida; Pectinidae. The coding region runs from base 1 to 573 and encodes 190 amino acids.